Messenger RNA from Parnassius apollo (apollo), 1335 nucleotides. The record is from the annotation of a GenBank genome assembly. Lineage: Eukaryota; Metazoa; Arthropoda; Insecta; Lepidoptera; Papilionidae.
AUGAGUUAUAAAGCUAUACAAACGGCACUUUCCAAGGUCUCUGAAUCAGGAGUCAUACAAGGAGAUUUGAGAGGAAAACACGGCCAUCAACCAACUAUUGAUCCACAAAUCAAACAGAGCGUUAUUGAUUUUAUAAAUUCUAUUCCAAAGAUUGAGUCUCACUACUUGAGAGCUCAAACGAAAAGACAGUAUAUUUCAAGUGAGAAAUCAUUGGCGGAUAUCUACAGAGAUUACAAACAACUUCGUGAAAAGGAUGGUUUAGCUAUUGCCACGUCUUCCACAUUCAACAGGAUAUUCAACACUGAAUUCAACAUUUCUUUUUUCGUACCAAAAAAAGAUCAAUGCGAUCUGUGCGAAAGGUAUAAGAAUUCAGACUCGGAAGAAAAACGCAACUUAAGCCAAGAGUAUGAACAGCAUCAGAAAGAAAAAGUUUUUCCAAGAAAUGAGAAAGAUAAUGAUAAAAGUAGGGCCGAUGUGCCGAAUCCCCGUACCCUACAAAUAAUCCGGAAUCUCAAACAAGAUAGUAAAUCUGUUAUACAGAAUGAAAUACCUACGACUUCAACUUCCAUACAAUUCACUGAAAAGAAACAGUUCAUUUUAUCUCCCAAGCCUAACGAUAAUAUUGAAAAUAAAGAUUUAUCUAAUGUUAGUGAAGACUUUUGCUCAGAUGAUAGUGUGAAGGAUCCUGACUAUGUAGAUAUCGAUACACCCUGUUCUACAAAGAGGUCUCUUUUGAAAAAUAAAAACCGAGAAGUUUUUAAAAAUUUGUUGAGUGGAGUAGAUUUAAAUGAAAAACAAUAUGAAAAUUUCAGUAACGAUGUUUCCACCAUAAACCAAACAAGUUCACCUAUACCUAUGCCGAUAGCCCCCAUGCAAACAGAAUAUAGUAGCAGCUCAAGCAAUGGAUCUGGUUCAUCCAGCUCAAGCGAUGGAUCUAGUUCCUCAGAUUCCGAGAGUUCAUCAGACGAUGAAUUGAAUAAUGAACGUUUAACAGCAGUGGUUCAGUCUAGGGUAGACAAUAACAUAUUUCCUACAAGAGCUACCUACAUCGAAGAAGAUAUUUCUCGCAAUGAUUCGAUUGAGCCAGUAGCUUCAACUUCACGUUCUACACCUCCAACUUCUUUAGAACUUACUGCUGAUACCAAUUCUACACAUCUUGGUUGUAACGAUAAUAUCAGCUCAAAUAAAGGACGGAAAAGAAAAUCUACACCCAAUAACUGGUUGCGUAACAAGGCAAAAAUCCUAAGAAACUCUGGUAAGUCCUAUAUAUCCAAUUCUAAAAAAGGGGAAAACCGUUGUGCCUGCAAACUCUCUCAAAACACCGUGUACUUAUAA